UAUCCUGGUGUUGGUCGAGAUUCAUAAAUUGAUGAUCUCGUUUACAGAAUUUGGUUGCAUCUGGGAUUGACAGGAAUAUAUGCAAUCUCAUUCUGUGAUACUAUUUCUUGUUUGAAUUAUUGCAAACACUCAAAUAUUGGAAAAUGGAGCUAGAAAUCAAAGCCAAUGUGCUGUUGUGCAAAGCCUGGAUAUUUUUUAUAAUAUUAGCAGCCAUUGAUAAAGCCUGUUCAACUGAAGCUGAAGAAAAUGCAGUGAAAAAGGCUGUUGUGAUUGACCUACCAAGGGUGACAAAAUGCUACCAAUGCUAUAAGAGCACACAUGGAGAAUCAUGCCUCACAAUGUACAACACAUCAUCACUUGGAACUGUGCAAUGUAAAAACGAGGAACACUACUGUCAAGUAAGUAGACUAUACACAGGUGGCAACCUGACAACAUUUGAGAGAGGAUGUGGCGUUAAUUGUAAACCAGGAUGUAAGGAAGUAAUGGGGCUAGAACGCUGUUUCACAUGUUGUAAUUCAACAUCAUUGUGCAACCGGGACUACUUUCCUGUCUCCGGGGCUAACCAAACAACACGGACUCUGAUAUUUAUCACCGCAGUAACUGGAUUAUCUCCUCUACUGACAUUAAUUCUCAGGAAUAUCCCGAGAAACUGAAUGUGAAUAUUUUAUUGACAGUUAUAUAGCUCAUUAAAAAAAAUAAACAUGGAUGAAAUAUAAAAUUUUGUUGAUUUUUUAAGCAUAUUUAUUCUUUAAAUAAUGACUAAAGAUACCAUUUAACAAUUUAAUAUAAAACUAAAACUGUAUGUUGCAGCUGAAGAAUUCUUGCAAAUAUUAACUUUUCCUAUCAUAACAAGAUGCUGUGGACAUGCACUUAGCACCAUCUAUCCUAACUAUCUCCUUAGCAAUGAAUUUCUAAUAUUAUAGGAAUAAGAUACAUGAUGCUAACUUUGUAUGCUUACCAACAACGUAACAUCAGCAACAUAUUGUUCAAAACAAAAAUAAAUAAAAAUAGUCUAAAAUUCUAAAACAACAUAAUUUAUGAAACAAAAAUGUUAAUUAAAGAAACAAUGGCUAAUUUUUGGUUAAUGAUUAAUAUAUUGAAAUUGAACUAUCAUAUUAAUUAUUGACACUGUAGUACUUUAAUAGUAAUGUUGCUCUAAGACUAACAUGGACAACACACAGUUUCUGUAAAUACAG
Owenia fusiformis is the source of this 1196-nucleotide messenger RNA. The record is from the annotation of a GenBank genome assembly. Lineage: Eukaryota; Metazoa; Annelida; Polychaeta; Sabellida; Oweniidae.